This is a messenger RNA of Triplophysa dalaica, 5268 nucleotides long. It is a transcript of the gene sp4, whose product is annotated as sp4 transcription factor. Gene Ontology annotation, biological process: regulation of transcription by RNA polymerase II. NCBI's taxonomy places the organism in Eukaryota, Metazoa, Chordata, Actinopteri, Cypriniformes, Nemacheilidae. The transcript is spliced from 9 exons. Gene Ontology annotation, molecular function: DNA-binding transcription factor activity, RNA polymerase II-specific; RNA polymerase II cis-regulatory region sequence-specific DNA binding. The record is from RefSeq and is a predicted model, not a curated record. The coding region runs from base 775 to 2919 and encodes 714 amino acids.
CUCUCUAAUUAUCUGCGUGUGUGUUAACACGCUGUAACGGUUUUAAAAAGCUUUAAUAAAUACAUUUAAAAAACCCAUGUUUGUGUUUUGACUAGAGGGGAUUUCAGCUUUCAACGCUCCUGUUAUUCACACUCGUUUCUCGACGGUUUCUCAGUGUUUUACAGUAACAUCAAUGAUGGGCGGUCGGUCACCCAUGAGGGUCCUGCUGUCACGUUCCUACACAUCCAGCCCACCGCAACCAAUAAACUCCAGACGAGUUUCAUCUCGAGUCGAGAAAGACCAGUCAAGAGCUCCCUCAGACCUUAAAGGAACUAAUGACCUGUGAUACUCAUCAAAGUCGUCUGGUGAGUGACGUUCCUUUCGGUGGCACCUGUGAGACUGACCGUCUGAAUGCAACGGAUUCUGAUACUUUAAAUAAUACAUCUAAUGUAUCCCUUAUGACGUUUGCGUGAGAUUGACCCUCGAUCGCUUGCUUUCUCCAGAAGAGUUUUCAUCUAGUCUCUGUGUUUCUCUGAUUCCCUCGGGAGGAUCCGGACGAGUCUGCAGGCAGACUGACAUUGCGCAGGACGAAGGUUAAAUACUUCUGUGAGAAGAAUGAAGAUACGGCAGGCAGUGAUCACCAACAUGAAGACAUGAUUUUGUCUAGGCCCCCAGACGUCUAGGAUCGGCACUGCUUUCAGAUGAUGUUGUGAGUCACAGCUGUGUCUAAAGUGACUGGUUUCUUCUGAUCAACAGCAGCCAGAUCUUCACGUCUCAGAUCAAAAGAAGGAAGCCAUGGCCACAGAUGGGGGGAAGAGCGGUGGAGGCGAUGCGGGGACGAAGAGGAAAAGUUCAGGAUCGCAGGAGGCACAACCAUCUCCCCUCGCAUUGCUUGCAGCGACAUGCAGUAAAAUAGGAGGAGUCGGAGGUGACGGUCAGGCAGCAACACAGCAGCAGAUAAUACUCGACCCCAAUCAGGGCCUGCUGCAGCUCCAGAACCCCACGCAGCAGAUCGAGCUGGUGCCUGCGCAGUUAACAGGAAACGGCUGGCAGAUCAUAGCCACUUCCCCCGCCCCCAAGGAAUGCAUUCAGCAGACGGCCAACGUAGCGACCGGUGAAGGCACGGUGGGGCGUAAGGUGAAGGCGGUGGCUUCCAAUAAUGCACCUGCCGGACAGCAGCAGCAGUUUCAAAUCAUCCAGGUGCAGAAUUUGCCUAACUCAACAGGCGGCAUCCAGUACCAGGUCAUUCCACACCUGCAGACCGCAGAUGGACAGCAAAUCCAAAUAAGCCCCAGCAACCCCCUAAGCGUUCAGCCGGAACAGAUCCAACUCAUCCCCACCGGAAACAACCAAGCCAUCUUCGCCACGCCCCAGAGGGCGGGCUCAGCCAGCAUCGUCACACAGAAUCUAGCCAAUCAGACGAUUCCCUUUCAGAUCCGGCCGUCGUUCCCUCUUCAGCUGCAAACCAUCCAGGGCACGCAAGGUCCAAUGGUGACCACGUUACCCAUCAACCUCGGCGGCAUGACCUUGGCUCUACCGGUCAUCAACAACAUGGGGGGAGGGGGCGGAUCGGUUCAGCUGGUCCAAACAAGUGAUGGAUGCAUUGCUAACGGCAACCAGCUGAUAACCACAACCGUCACAAGUUCGGCAGAAUCCAUGGGUGCUUCCACCUGCACAACGACCGCGUCGGGCACGGAUUCCAUCGUCGUGACAACCACGGAUGGCACGACGAUAUCAACGGUAGCUGCCGAUGGCCAGAAGGACGGUCAGUCGGGUGAGUCAGACGUGGCCCAGUCCAACGGGCUCCAACCAGCGUCGGAGCAGGCUGGCCAAUUUCAGCAGUUCCAAAUUGUGGGCCACCCCGUUCUCCAACAGUUCCAGAUCCAACAGCCCCAGCAGCAGGUUGUCCAGGGGUCCAUACAGAUCCAACCCGGGCAGACUUUACAGCCGGUUCAGCAGAACCUCCAGCUUCAGGCCUUUCAGAACCCAACGCAGGUUCUGAUCCGAACGCCCACUCUAACGCCCUCGGGGCAGAUCAGCUGGCAGACCGUGCAGGUGCAGAACGCGGGCAUGCCACAACAGCUGACGCUCACACCUGUGACGUCGAACGCCAGCGGGGGAACCUUCACUCAGAUCACCCCGCUGACGCUCGGAGGGUCACCCAUCACGCUGAGCGCGGCACAGCUGCCCUCCGGCACAGGGGUACAGACGGUGAACAUUGCGGGAUUGGGGACAGCUGGAGUCCAGAUGCAGGGUGUCCCUCUCACCAUCACAGGUGUACAAGGUCAGCAGCAGGGUCAGGAGGGGGUCAAAGGUCAGUCCACCCCUGUGACCGUCACCGUUGGCAAUAUCAGCAGCACGACCCUGAACGCGGUGAGCCCAGAUCAGAUGGGACAGGUCCAAAGCCCAUCCGAUCAGGAGGGUCAACCUAGCAAGAGACUCCGCAGGGUGGCCUGCUCCUGUCCCAACUGCAGGGAUGGAGAGGGGAGAAACAAUAGCGAUCCGUCAAAGAAGAAGCAGCAUGUGUGUCACAUGGAGGGUUGCGGGAAGGUUUACGGUAAGACGUCUCACCUGAGAGCUCACCUACGCUGGCACACGGGAGAAAGACCCUUCGUCUGCAACUGGAUCUUCUGUGGGAAACGCUUCACCAGGAGCGACGAGCUGCAGCGACAUCGCAGGACACACACAGGAGAGAAGAGGUUCGAGUGUCCUGAAUGUUCCAAGAGGUUCAUGCGGAGCGACCACCUGUCAAAGCACAUCAAAACCCACCAGAACAAAAAGGGCGGGGCGGCACUUACCAUCAUCACCACAGAGGACAUGGAGGAGGAGGUGGACGAGGUCCUGGGGUCUCCAGGGAUCGUCACCGUGGCGACUCUCCAGCCGGAUUCUAACCCGGCCACGCCCACCACCUCAAACAAUUUAGAGGAGGAGUUCGAGUAGUUUACCCUCAUGAUAUUAUCGUCUAAGAGCACCGGAAUAUUGUCGGCUUGUUUAUAUGUUGAAUUGUUUAUGUUCUUCAUUCUUUUCUAUCGACGAUGGACAGCUGUUUGAGCGCGUAGUCGAUUUUUCAUAUGGAAAUUUAAUAUUAUCAAAAUAUAAUGAAGAAUAAUCUAAAGAGAAUGGAAAUGCUAUGAGAUGAUAAAAGACGUGAUGUGACGCGUUGGAUGAUGAGUUUGUUUCAUUUGGAGUAGCACAAGAUGUUCCCGAGAAUAGUCGAAAAUCUGUUGCUAUGCACAAAAUAUUCUGUAUCUGUUGUUCCGGUGGGGGAUGAGAAUCUUGGAGUCAUGCAUCGGUCUGUAGUGUGCAAACUGUCGGGCUUAAAACAAUAGCACCUAAUGGUCAGAAAGUUUUGAGGGCCUUAGCACAAGCUCAGCGCAAGUCUCACAUACAGAAUUCUUUAGAAUUUCAAGCUCCGGAGUUCUACUGAUUUGCCCUGCACAAGAGCAACGCGAACCGACACUCAAAGUCAACGUUUAUGUAGGAGAAGCAGCGGUAGUGGCCAGUAAAAAAGCACAUUAGAUUUACAAAUAAUGCAUUCCAGUUUUCAGAAAAACGUAUGAUUUCUGUAAAAAACUAAGUAAAAGAGAAAAGAAAAACAAUCGGGCUUUCUAUGUUAAAUGAAGGCAAUACUAUACAGACAAUCUUUGUAAAACCAUGUUUACAUUAUUAAGGGGUAGAAUAGGUUUCUUUCAGAAAAACGAGAAAAAAAAGGAUCUCUGAUCUUAUAUAAACUGUACUCAGAUGCCUUAACACUUACUGCAGUACCACUAUGUCACGGCUGGGCAGGGGGACAUGGGCUUCGACUGUGUCUGCGUGCAGUAGUGCCCAGUCGACCACACAAUCUUUUUUAUACGAUGGUGAACACUGUGGCCGGUGAAGACUGGGUACUUCCAUGAGGGUCCCGAUGAUCUUUUUAAGCCCCUUUCUUUGCUCCGUCUGUCCGGGUGAGAUGUAGACAAACCGGCCCUUUUCGUUUGAAUGUGUUCUCCUGUCGUCCGUAGACUCUCACGCUCCCUCCAAAGAGAUUCAACCCUGUUACAUCCAUACAACCCCUCCUUCUGGACUGAUACCAGAUGAUUCUGCCGGGUCACCAUGGGACAGAUCAGACCCUGAAGCCACUUAGAUCAGUUUGAUGUUCAGAAAUACGUGUGGUGGCGUUUCGUCGUGUGUUUUCGAGUAUUGUUUUUUGUUUGUAAUUCAUUUCAUGCCCCUGUUUUUGGUCAGCACACAACACACGAGUAGAUGAUUCCCGUGUGUGCGCGUGUGUCUAAUUUAUUAUUUAUCCUUCUCUUAGUAUUUGCUAAUGUGUAUCGUGCGCUGUUAAUGCAGAGAUGAUGUGCUGCAUGGUUCAUUUCCGCUAACUAUUUAGUAAUGAUCUGUUAUUUCUAAACGUGGUCCUUUUAGAAAGUUUAACCAUGGCUUUUAAUUUAUCUUGAGUUUUCAGAACAUAACUUGUUUCAAAAGAAAAAGUUGAAGAAAAAACGUUGAAAAAGAUAUGGUUGAUACCAAACGAUUAUAAAUAUAGAUGUUUUUGGUAAUAUUUUCUGUGGCGGCCGAUAUUCUUUAAGAUUUUCUAGUGACACCUCAUUUGUAAAUCAUUUUUCUAAGAUGUUUCUUUGUCCUCAUGGCAUUUGAUAAUGGGUUUUUUGACAGGUUAGCCUGAAAGGCUCCAGUUUAUUGAUAUUUUUAAAUAACUUUGUACAAACGUGUUAUGUUGAGGGGGGAAAGAAAAUGAAAACAAAAAUAUUUGCCUGCAUAACACUUGAAAUUAAAGUGAUUAAUUCUGUCUUAAAUGUACAAUGUCAAGUCCAAUUCUUUAUUGUUUGUUAUUUUUAUGUACACAUGUGGGUCAAAUGGCUGACCUUGACCUGUCAAGGGAACACUUAACUGUGUGCUCUACAAGUGCACUUGUCUAAGAUGCUACAGUAGAGUGUGUGAUAUAUUCAGAGAUUGACGCAAACCUGUAACCCAAACCAUUAAUCUCUAGUCCAGUAAUCUACUGUCUGAGCUAAAAUGAGCUGUGCAGUUACUUUACUUAGCAAUCAAACAUAUGAUUUUCACCUGGCAGAUAAAUAAACAGGUGGAAAAAUUUGGAUGGACCAUUGGACAGCCAUAUUUAGAGCAGGAAAUCCAACCUAGGGAGAGUUUGUACCUGCAGCUACUCAAAACACCCAACCUACACCCUAAAAAACUAUAUAAGAUCUUAUCAGCCGUGUAUGGUCACAUGCUGGAAACUUUUCAAAGUGUAAAGUCAGUGACAGAAGCAGAGGGAUGGUGACAAGAACAAGA